This is a messenger RNA of Naegleria fowleri, 804 nucleotides long. RefSeq lists its product as uncharacterized. The record is from RefSeq and is a predicted model, not a curated record. The transcript has a single exon. Gene Ontology annotation, molecular function: carboxylic ester hydrolase activity. Bases 1 to 804 code for a protein of 267 amino acids. NCBI's taxonomy places the organism in Eukaryota, Heterolobosea, Eutetramitea, Acrasida, Naegleriidae.
AUGUCGCCAACAAGUCCUUUCAAACGCCAUCCACAUCAUCACAGGGUGAUACUCCUUGUGUUCGUGGCCACUUGUCAUCUUCUAUUGUUGUUGUUGUUGUUGUCGUUACAUCAUGUCAGUGCCGCUGCUGGUUCAUUCCGAACCGAAAACAUUCAAUUCACUUCAAAAGCUCCUUCGGGAAGCCUCACUCUUUACGGAACUCUCUUUCUUCCAUCAUCAGUUUCAACAACGUCCUCCUUAUUUGCCAAAGAAAGAGAAUCCUCUUCAUCCUCAUCCUCAUUCUCUUCAUUCUCAUCAUCAUUGGAAUCUAAAGAAGAAGAAAAGGUUCUUCAGCAGAAAUUCCCAGCAGUGGUGUUGGUUCAUGGCAGUGGUCCUCAGAAUCGGAAUGAAUCCAUUCAGAAUUACGUCUUUCUCAACACUCAGGCACAACCCGAAUGGAAGAAACCUCACUGUGGUUAUACUUCUCUCAAUUUCCAAACCUUUCAUGAAGUGGCUCAACAUUUGGCUUCCCAACACGACAUGAUUGUUCUCACCUAUGAUAAGAGAACGUGUUGCAAUGCUCAGUACCAUCCUCAAACGUGUGGAAAAGAAUCAUGUCGUGUGGAUCCAUUCACACAUCAUUUCACUGGUUCGUGUUAUUAUGCAUGUCAAGCUGCCAAUUCUCCUCAAUUAUUGGAUUUGAAUGUUCUCACUUUGGAAGAUUUGGUGUUGGAUGUGGUUCAUGCGUUGGAAUAUUUGGCUCUGAAUCGAUCGCGUGAUUUAUGGUUGGAUGUUUCACGAUUGGCCUUAUUGGGUCAUUCAUAA